Molecule: messenger RNA, 1580 nt
Organism: Chaetura pelagica (chimney swift)
Lineage: Eukaryota; Metazoa; Chordata; Aves; Apodiformes; Apodidae
Gene: KCNJ11
Product: potassium inwardly-rectifying channel, subfamily J, member 11
Exons: 2
Coding region: 1-912 (303 amino acids)
Biological process (GO): potassium ion import across plasma membrane; regulation of monoatomic ion transmembrane transport
Cellular component (GO): plasma membrane
Molecular function (GO): ATP-activated inward rectifier potassium channel activity
Source: RefSeq, a predicted model, not a curated record
AUGCUGCUCUGCAGGACAUCUCAAACUCAUGCUGCAGAGAGAGAUCCUCAGGAGGCGGGGAGCCCGGCCGGCUUCGUGCCCUGCGUGACCAGCAUCCACUCCUUCACCUCCGCCUUCCUCUUCUCCAUCGAGGUGCAGGUGACGAUUGGCUUCGGGGGCCGCAUGGUGACAGAGGAGUGCCCAGCCGCCAUCCUGGUGCUGAUCGUGCAGAACAUCGUGGGGCUGGUGAUCAACGCCAUCAUGCUGGGCUGCAUCUUCAUGAAGACCUCGCAGGCCCAUCGCCGCGCCGAGACCCUCAUCUUCAGCAAGCACGCGGUGAUCGCGCUGCGGGAGGGCAAGCUCUGCUUCAUGCUGCGCGUGGGCGACCUCCGCAAGAGCAUGAUCAUCAGCGCCACGAUCCGCAUGCAGGUGGUGAAGAAGACGGCCAGCCUGGAAGGGGAGGUGGUGCCCCUCAACCAGAUCGACAUUCAGAUGGAGAACCCCGUGGGGGGCAACAGCAUCUUCCUCGUUUCCCCGCUCAUCAUCUACCACGUGAUAGACAAGAACAGCCCCCUCUACGACAUCUCGCCCCUGAACCUUCACCACCAUGAAGACCUGGAGAUCAUAGUCAUCUUGGAAGGGGUGGUGGAGACCACUGGCAUUACCACUCAGGCCAGAACCUCCUACCUGGCAGAUGAAAUCCUCUGGGGCCAAAGGUUUGUGCCCAUCGUGGCAGAGGAAGAUGGGCGAUACUCUGUGGACUACUCUAAGUUUGGCAACACAGUGAAAGUGCCCACCCCUUCAUGCACUGCUAGGCAGCUGGAGGAGGACAAGAGCAUUAUGGACACCAUGCCGUUGUCCCCUAAAGGCACAAUAAGGAAGAGGUCUGUCAAGCUAAAGCCCAAGUUUACCAUAAGUGAAGAGCCUUCCUGAUGCCUUUUGACUGGGAAACUCUGUUAGGGCUUUGUGUCUGAAAGAUCUCAUAGAUUCAAAACACUGAGGUGGCCUCUUACUUUUUUUUAAAUUCAGGUUGGUAGCACAAGGUAUGUUCUGGUGUUAUUUAUUGUGGGAUAAAUCUAAAGCUAAUUAUAUUUUUUUAAAGGUGUGUGAGAUUUCAAGCAGCACUGGGAGUAGAAGAAUCCUGUUCUGCAGCUUUAAAUUUCAACUCAGACUAUUUAGUUGCACGAUCACUUUGCAUUGAUUAAUCUGCAGGUAGUGACAUUUUCUCAAAAAAUAGAUGUAUAUUUCUCUUCAGAGACUGCAGUACUUAGGGUCUUGCAGUGUCCUAGGAUCAGUAGUUUUUAAGAGUUUUUUACCCUAACUUGGACAAUCAAUAUAGCAAAAUAUUAAUAAUUUUUAAAGUAGGCCAGAUUUAAAUUAUAGCAAAAAGGUCAGGCAGUGUUAUGUAUGACACAAGACCAGAACUGGAAGUGUUGAUGUAUUAUACUCCAUGUCUCAAAGAAAUUAACUGACAGAGUUGCUUCAUCCAUAUUUUAUUGUAUGGAGCCAGUCCUACCACAUGCAGGAUGAAACGUAUUUGAAUAUUUACUUUUGUUCAUUUAAAAACCCUUUACACUUCCAAAAUAAAACACUCAGGAAUA